AUGGAGCGAAUGAAGCUUGUGAAGCUCAUGGCAACUCUGUGGCCUGAAAACAGCAGUGCACCGCUGCCACCCAACACCUCAGGGUCUCCAUUUUCUGAAGACUGGGACCUGGUUUACACCAUUAUCCCCCCAUACAUCUUCACUCUUUCUGUGCUGGGUCUCCUCUUCAACAGCUUCGUUCUGGGGGUUUUCUUCAUCCACAAGGAUCGGCUGACCGUCGCUGAGAUUUACUUGAGCAACCUCGCGCUGGCUGACUUGAUCCUCCUGUGUGGCCUCCCCUUCUGGGGUAUCAGCAUCCUCAACAACUACAACUGGCCCUACGGGGAUUUCUUGUGCAAAAUGGUCAAUUCCAUCAUCAUUAUCAACUUCUACACCAGCAUUUACACUCUGGUGAUGAUCAGCGUGGAUCGAUACCUCGCCAUCGUGAAAACCAUGAAGGCGAGGUGGCUGAGGAGAACACUUUAUGCAAAAGUGAUCUGCUGUGUUUUGUGGUUAUUCAGUCUCCUGCUGAGUACUCCAGCCAUGGUUCACAGAAAGGUGAUAGUGUACGAGGAGUACAAGACAACGGCCUGUGUCCUGGAUUACAGUCACAGCAGCUCUUGGAAGUUGGCCCAUCAGAUCCUGCUGAACCUGGUGGGCUUCGUCCUCCCUGUCCUGGUCAUUGUUUUCAGCAGUGGGAGCAUAAUAAAGGCUUUGGUCCAGAGGAGGGAGCAUGUAGCUUUUCAUGACCUCAAGGACACAAAGGCCACACUACUGAUGUGUGCAGUCGCAGCACUGUUUUUACUUUGCUGGGGUCCUUUUCAGAUUUUCACCUUCCUCGACACACUCUGUGACGUCCACACACUGGAUGAGAAGCUUUGGUCCCACACGCUGGACAUAGGAGGACAGGUUUCAGUGUAUCUGGCGUUUCUUAACAGUGCCCUCAACCCACUGCUGUACGUCUUCUCAGGGCAGUACUUUAGGAGGAAAGUUAGUGCCAUCUACAGGAGGACUAGGAAACACCGCAGAGGAUCAGAUAUGAAUACGUUCCAGCGCUCUGUUGUGUCCACUUACAUUAACAGAGCAGAGCAGAUCAAGCCUGUGGUGAUCUUUUAA
Molecule: messenger RNA, 1095 nt
Organism: Xyrichtys novacula (pearly razorfish)
Lineage: Eukaryota; Metazoa; Chordata; Actinopteri; Labriformes; Labridae
Source: the annotation of a GenBank genome assembly